Molecule: messenger RNA, 1248 nt
Organism: Carassius carassius (crucian carp)
Lineage: Eukaryota; Metazoa; Chordata; Actinopteri; Cypriniformes; Cyprinidae
Product: lens fiber major intrinsic protein
Biological process (GO): transmembrane transport
Cellular component (GO): plasma membrane
Molecular function (GO): water channel activity
Source: RefSeq, a predicted model, not a curated record
AUGACACACAGCUUCACCCUCACUGGUGAGAGGAAGGCUGGAAGACAGGUCGUGACUACCUCAGAGGAAUAUAUGUGAGCCUUUUUGAUAAAGCGACUGAAUCAAGUCCGACCCUCAAGCUUAGCUCCUCUGGCAGUGUACAGGAAAGAUCAGGCCAGCGGACAAAGGAAGGCAAGAAUCAAGACUGCUAACUCAAAAUUCAUUGCUAAAGGAGAUCUAGAUUACAAAGAAGACAAGCUGAAGAAGAAGCACCAUGAAACCCUUGUCCAAAUUCAGCUUGAUCCUAAGGGACAUAUGGUCUGGCUUGUUUUUUCGUGACAUAUUCUGUGAGUUUUUGGCAACUGGCCUCUGUCAUUGGACUCCAUCACAGAUGAACCCCUCCCUACGCUGGACUCUUCUUUGGCAUGCUCACCCGACCCACUGCAUGUUUCUUUGGCUUUCGGAGUAUCUAUAACCCUGGCCUCUGUCUGCCUGGGUGAGGUGCAUCUCAACCCGGUGGUUACCCUGGCUUUGGUUGCAGGCUUGAGGGUAAGCCCCUGGCGGGCUGUCCUUUUGGUGGGAGCGCAACUGCUUGGUGCCCUCAGUGCAUGUGCUCUCCUGUUAGGCAUAAUGCCGACUGCCCUAAAGAGCAACCUGGGGGUUAAUGAGGUGUGGUUGAUGAGGGUUGGAGCUACUCUGGAACUUCUGAACUCUUCUCUUCAUCAGUGUUCCCACACCCUGUUCUUGGAGAGAAAGUGAGGAAACAGUAAGAUGGGCAUGGAUGGAUGGAGGGAGAUAGAAAAUAGAGAGAGAGAGAGAGAGAGAGAGAGAAGGGAAGAAAACAUAGUUUGUCCGGUGGACCCAGGAGUAUAUCUGUAUCAGGCUCUGUUAGUGGAGAUGGCUGUUACAUUCCAGCUAGUGCUGUGUGUCCAGGCUGCCACUCAUCCCAAAUCAGCAUCAGCCUCCAUGGCCCCAGCCGUCAUCGGCCUGUCUGUCACCCUUGGUCAUCUUGUGGCAAUUGGCUUCACAGGCUGUGGAAUGAAUCCUGCCAGGUCAUUUGGUCCAGCUGUGCUAACUAUGAACUUCCAUAAUCACUGGGUGUAUUGGGUGGGGCCUUGUGCUGGCUCUCUCCUUGCCUGGCUACUGAAUGACAUGGUUCUCCAUCCUCGUUGGAGCUGCCUUGGGAACUGGGUGACAGAGUGUAAAGAGACACUCCUGAAAGAUCUUUCCCAGCAGUCCGGAGACCCUGAAAACCAUGUGGAAGCAUAG